This is a messenger RNA of Miscanthus lutarioriparius, 1200 nucleotides long. NCBI's taxonomy places the organism in Eukaryota, Viridiplantae, Streptophyta, Magnoliopsida, Poales, Poaceae. The record is from the annotation of a GenBank genome assembly.
AUGGACUCGCCACUGCUGAGCCCACCCGCUCUGCUCGCGCUGUCCCUGCUCCUCCUAGCGCUCUACAUCGCGCGCCGGCGCCGCGGGGGAGGCAGGAAUCGGAACUACCCGCCCGUGGCGGGCACCGUGUUCCACCAGCUGCUCAACUUCGGCCGGCUGAUGGAGUACCACACGGAGCUCGCCCACAGGUACCGCACCUUCCGCAUGCUCACCCCGACCUGCAACUACGUGUACACCGUCGAGCCCGCCAACGUGGAGUACAUCCUGAAGACCAACUUCGCCAACUACGGCAAGGGGGUGAUGACCCACGACGUGCUGGAGGACCUCCUCGGCGACGGCAUCUUCAACGUGGACGGCGCCAAGUGGCGGCACCAGCGGAAGGCCGCGAGCCACGAGUUCUCCACGCGGGUGCUGCGCGACUACAGCAGCGGCGUGUUCCGUGACACGGCCACGGGGCUCGCCGGGAUCGUGGCCGUGGCCGCCGGCGCCGGGGAGAGGCGGCUGGAUGUCGCGGACCUGCUGAUGCGGUCGACGCUGGACUCCAUCUUCAAGGUCGGGUUCGGGGUCAGCCUGGGCGUGCUGUCCGGCUGCAGCGACGAGGUCGCGGCGGCGUUCGCCAGGGCGUUCGACGACGCCAGCGAGCAGCUCCUGUACCGCUUCUUCGACCUGUCCUGGAAGGUCAAAAGACUCCUCAGCAUCUCGUCGGAGGCAGCAAUGAAGAGAUCGAUCCGCACCAUUGAUGGAUUCGUGUACGGCGUCAUCGACAGGAAGAUCGAGCAGAUGGGCAGAGACCAACAAGAAUUCGUGAGCUCUCCGCAGCAGCCUCGCCCAUCUGGAUGCUCGGGCGCUCGAUUGGCGGCUCCGGCCCUACUUUUUUUUACUGACACGCACGGUGGUGUUUAUCUUUGCCAGGCCAAGAAAGAGGACAUCUUGUCAAGCAUGGUUGAUCUGAUUCACCGGUACGAGGCGGCCACCAACAAGCAACUCUGCCAUGAGGCGUCAUACUACGCUGAUCGUAAGGAUGAGUUGUUCAUCAACGUGACCGAGGAGCUUCAGGUCAAGAUCAAUGAGAACGGGUGCCACAACGACGCAGCCGCCACAGGCGUGGAGAUGGAGGAGACGACGAUGGUGGAGCCGCUGCUGCCACAGUCAGAGAAGUCGGCGGACUACCCUGGACUCAGAUCCUGGGUCCGCCACUGA